AUGGGUGACAAGGCCCCCUUCACAAAGUCCAAGCUGGUUGCUAAGGGCAUUGAGAAGGAAUUUGUGGAACUCAGUAAAUCUAUGAAGGACUCUGGCCUGGGUGGACAAACACAGCUCUCUCUUAAAGAAGACGCUUCAUUACUGCGGAUGGUGGCGGUUUCCGAGAAGCGCUGGAGGGCCCGGACACGCGCAGGCGGUGCGGAUGGAUGGAGUGAUGACGGCGAAGAAGGAUUUGAGAGUGGCGACUGUGACGAUGAGGAUGAAUGCACCGGUGUCUCUGGCCUGGGACCGCCUCCACGACGCAAGCGGUUACGCGUCUUUGCAGACCUGGCAGACAACCUGGCGAUGGAUGACUUCACCUUCCAGGAGCAGCUUCUGACCCCACCACUGUCCCCGGCUGGUAAAGGAGGGAUCUCCUCACUCGGGGCUGCAGCACGCAGCUUCAAUCUGGUGCUGACGUCUUCCAUGACACUUUCUUUCCUCCUGCUGUGUCGCCACUGACCGUCAGCUUUGUAUCCUCCAAAAAAAAACAACACACACUUUCAAAAUGAAUCAUUUUCUUCAACUCUUUUUAAUGCGCACCUGAUGAACCUGCCAUCAUGUAAAUAAGAAUCUUGGCCACGCCCACAAUUACCAGGCGCUGUCAUUGUGGUCUUCUGUUCUCUGUCUGCACUAAAUUACUGCCUGCCUGGUCCAAAUGUAAAAUAACUGCUUUCCCUUGGCUCAUAUUUCUCUCCUGUUCAUGUGCUAAAAAUAGACACAUCAUUUCUGUCCUAGGGUGAGAGUACCAUGUUUACUAAAUGGGUUUAUUUGCAACUUUAACUUAUUUCUAGAGAUGUCCGAUAAUAUUGGCCUGCUGAUAUUAUCGGCCGAUAAAUGCAUUUAAAUGUAAUAUCGGAAAUUAUCGGUAUCAAUUUUUGUAUUAUCGGU
Molecule: messenger RNA, 930 nt
Organism: Entelurus aequoreus (snake pipefish)
Lineage: Eukaryota; Metazoa; Chordata; Actinopteri; Syngnathiformes; Syngnathidae
Product: glypican-3-like
Exons: 3
Coding region: 1-501 (166 amino acids)
Source: RefSeq, a predicted model, not a curated record